This is a messenger RNA of Cucurbitaria berberidis CBS 394.84, 1491 nucleotides long. RefSeq names its product alkaline phosphatase. NCBI's taxonomy places the organism in Eukaryota, Fungi, Ascomycota, Dothideomycetes, Pleosporales, Cucurbitariaceae. Gene Ontology annotation, molecular function: alkaline phosphatase activity. Gene Ontology annotation, cellular component: fungal-type vacuole membrane. The record is from RefSeq and is a predicted model, not a curated record. The coding region runs from base 1 to 1491 and encodes 496 amino acids. The transcript has 3 exons. Gene Ontology annotation, biological process: dephosphorylation.
AUGCGCUACGCUCUCUCCUUAACCAUCGCAGGUACCCUCCUCGCCCAGGGUAGCUUCGCGCUAGGGUUUCUUCCUGAAGCUCGCAACUUCAUCUACAUUGUGCCUGAUGGGUUUGGCAUUGCCUCGCAGUCUUUGGCACGGGACUACGUCUCGCUGCUGCAGAACGGCGAAAAUCCAAAAGCACCCGUCUCAAUCCAGCUACCAGCUGAUGAAAUGGUUAUUGGAAAUGUAAGAACGCUAGCGAGCGACAACUUGAUUACCGACUCAGCAGCGAGUGCAACAGCAUUCGGCUGUGGCGUGAAGACGUACAACGACGCUAUCGCUGUCGACGUCGACGGGAAACCAGUUGCUUCGAUCUUAGAAGCGGCGAAAGCAGACGGUUUCAAGACCGGUCUCGUUGUGACAUCGACUAUCAACCAUGCCACGCCUGCUUGCUAUGCUGCCCAUGUGGCUGAUAGGGAUUCAUACGAAAAGAUUGCCGAGCACGAGAUUGGGUACUCGCAUCCUCUCGGCCCUCAAGUUGACAUUCUCUUGGGCGGUGGACGCUGCUACUUCAAACCCAAGUCUGAUCCCACAUCUUGCCGCAAAGAUGACAUUGAUCUGUUCGGCUUUGCGAAAGAAAGGGGCUUCAGGGUUAUGCAGGACCGUAAGGCGUUUGAUGAAUUGAAGAAGGGGCAUGGAAAGGCUGCGGAAUUGCCCUACAUUGGUCUGUUCAACGAUGGCCAGAUGAUGUACGAGAUCGACCGUAAACAGCAACCUAACAAAGAGCCCUCCCUGCUCGAAAUGGUCGACACAGCGGUCACCUCGCUCGACCGUGCCACGAAGAAGUCGUCCCGUGGCUACUUCCUUAUGAUCGAAGCAUCCCGGAUUGACCACGCCGGCCAUGCAAAUGAUCCAGUAGGCCAUCUGCACGAUGUAAUCAUGUACAACGACGUGAUGAAGUUCGUGCGAAAGUGGAUCGACAAGCACCCCGACACUGUCAUGAUGUCAGCUGCGGACCACGAGACCGGUGGCUUGACUCUCAACGGCUUUAACCCGCUUCCUCUCAAGGCCGCAACCAUGACCACGGAGCAUGCUGGGCGCCUUUGGAAAGCAUACAACGGCACUGACCGCCGCGCAUAUCUCAAGAAUACUAUUCUUCCUGGUUAUGGACUCGGCGAUCUCCCCGAUGCAGAGGUCGAUACGAUCUUGAAGAACGACAAGCUCGCUUCUGACCUUUCCACUCGCCUCAGCAAGAAGGCCGGUAUCAACUGGUCUACUGGUGGUCACACCGCGGCCGAUAUUACACUUUACGGGUACGGAAAUGGCUGGCGUGGAGACGACCUGAAGCUGAAUAUGGCUGGUAACUGGGACAACACGCAACUGCCAGCGUACAUUGAGAGGGUGCUGAAGGUCAACAUCAAGAAGGUGACGGAGAAGCUGAGGAAGGCCCCAGCUGGGUGGGUUGGAAAGAGGAAUUUGAGCAAGCGCGGCCACAGUCACGAGCACUGA